Molecule: messenger RNA, 4026 nt
Organism: Toxotes jaculatrix (banded archerfish)
Lineage: Eukaryota; Metazoa; Chordata; Actinopteri; Toxotidae
Gene: igf1
Product: insulin-like growth factor 1
Exons: 5
Coding region: 219-779 (186 amino acids)
Cellular component (GO): extracellular region
Molecular function (GO): growth factor activity; hormone activity
Source: RefSeq, a predicted model, not a curated record
AAAAUGUCUGUGUAAUGUAGAUAAAUGUGAGGGAUUUUCUCUCUAAAUCCGUCUCCUGUUCGCUAAAUCUCACUUCUCCAAAACGAGCCUGCGCAAUGGAACAAAGUCGGAAUAUUGAGAUGUGACAUUGCCCGCAUCUCAUCCUCUUUCUCCCCGUUUUUUAAUGACUUCAAACGAGUUCAUUUUCGCCGGGCUUUGACUUGCGGAGACCCGUGGGGAUGUCUAGCGCUCUUUCCUUUCAGUGGCAUUUAUGUGAUGUCUUCAAGAGUGCGAUGUGCUGUAUCUCCUGUAGCCACACCCUCUCACUACUGCUGUGCGUCCUCACCCUGACUCCGACGGCAACAGGGGCGGGCCCAGAGACCCUGUGCGGGGCGGAGCUGGUCGACACGCUGCAGUUUGUGUGUGGAGAGAGAGGCUUUUAUUUCAGUAAACCAACAGGCUACGGCCCCAACGCACGGCGGUCACGUGGCAUUGUGGAUGAGUGCUGCUUCCAAAGCUGUGAGCUGCGGCGCCUGGAGAUGUACUGUGCACCUGCCAAGACUAGCAAGGCAGCUCGCUCUGUGCGUUCACAGCGCCACACAGACAUGCCAAGAGCACCUAAGGUUAGUACCGCAGGGCACAAAGUGGACAAGGGCACAGAGCGUAGGACAGCACAGCAGCCAGACAAGACAAAAAACAAGAAGAGACCUUUACCUGGACAUAGUCACUCGUCCUUUAAGGAAGUGCAUCAGAAAAACUCAAGUCGAGGCAACACAGGGGGCAGAAAUUACAGAAUGUAGGGAAGGAGCGAAUGGACAAAUGCCCAGCAACCUGGGAAGAGAGAAGGGAGUGGCCUUACCUGGUACCCCUGUGGAAUGGUUCACUGUAAAACAAAACAAAGAGGAUGCUAACAGUGGUCCAAAAAGCUCUUCAAAAUGAUAGAAACCUGAGAGCUAAGUGGUGUUUAAGAGUUUGAUGAGGUAUCUUGUGAUUAUUUUAUACACUGCACCAUUCCAUAUCGGGAGGAAUUCUUUGUUAAUGCAAUGUAACAGACUAGUUUAGCUGCUGAGACACGAACAAGAGCUUAUUAUACCUCCAUGUGUGAGCUGCAGCAUCCCCUGGCUCCAGGAAAGGUGGGAACAGAUCUGGGCUUCGGCCAAUCAGAGAGCGGCAGGCUGUGUUUGAGAAAGAGUGAUCCAUCCUGUCCCCUGAACUUUGCGGAGGUAAAUCCUUUUACUCUCAGAGAGUGGAUUCGUUCACUCCUCUGGUAAGAUAGGAUAUUUUAUCACCAGUCACAUUUAACAGUAACUACCCAAGUUAAAAUCUGAUUAUCUUACUUUCAGAGCUUGUUUUCAUACACCAUGCAUUACCGAGGAUAUUUUUAAAAGGGUAAAACAAGGUUUGCUUUAAAGGACAAAGACCAGGUGGCUCAUUAUCAGACUAUUAAACAUUGUUAUAAUUAUUUAACCUCGAGCCCAAGUAAAACCCCUACUUUUCUGUAUUUAAACAGAGUCACUAGAAGGUUUGAGUCCGAUCCAAAUCCUUUCUAAGCCUCAGGAAGUGCUGAAAACCUGAGGACUCAGUCUACAAUCCAAACACUUCUAUUAUAACAAAAGCACUAUUAGAGGGUGAUUUUGAGGAAGGCAGAAAGUACAGCAGGUACUACAAAUAUUAGAUUGUACAAGAUAAAGAAACAAAUAAACCAGAACCAAACUGAAUUAACGUUUUUUGGUCAGUCAGUACAUGGUGUUUGUUCGGUUGUCAGAAAUGGGUCAUUUGGUGGAUUCAAAGUGCAUUUGGCGUAAGUGAGUGGAAAAAGUCAAAUAGCGACAAGCAAAAUGUUUGUCGUCUGCAUUUUUCACGUCAUCACCCUGGCCAAAUCUGACUUUUGUCAACAAUCCAGUCACUUGGUGAUCAACAUUUGAGUCUGAGUAGAAGCCUGAAUUCAAGGUUAAGCGCAAGUCAUCAAAGUUUAGUCACUGCAAGUCAACAAGCGCUCUAAAAAACCCACCACGAUCAGCUAGAGUUAAAUCUUUUCUUGUUCUCGUACUGACUAAAUGUUCCCAAAUCUGUCAAUACCAAUGUUUAAAGCAAAAGAUGAAGCGGUUGUAACAACAGUCAUUUAAAUGGAGAAGUUUAAUGAUUGAUCAAUCUUUGUUAGUUUAGGGAGGCCGAGAACUUUGCUACUUCAGUUGUCGCUUUGACUACAUUAUCUGCCGUGAUGGCGAGAGUACAACAGUAUCCAUUGCAAAGUCCACCAGAGAAAUAAGCAGAUAAAACGAUUUGGUAAAUAUUGUAAACCAAAACAACAUGGCCUCCUAGAGAUGUGAAAUACGGCACACAUAUAACAGUACGCAAACACACCUACAAAGCACCCAGUGUAAAUGAAAGUUGUGUAACUGUGAGCAAGGGUCAAGCACACACAGACACAUACAUACACAAAUGAAAAGCCAGUUCUGAGAAGUCCUUGCAUGAGGACUGACCGUCAUGAAUAUUUGUUCUAGCCUCCGUGCAGAUUUACAGCCAUUCUAUUGCACAAAUCGCCCAAGACAUCUCAUCUCUGGCUCUGCCUCCUCUGCCUGUGUAUAAUCAAACAGUACUCCCAUUUAUGUUAACCUAUGCAUUGCUAUCAUUCAUUGUACAUGAUGGUUUCAUAUAACAAAACUGUAUUAAGAAUCCUAUCCACUGUAUAAUGGUGCUAUUUUGUAGUUUGUUACUUGCAAGAGAUGGCUAAGACAGACAGAUGGCAGGGCUUACAUUGGAGGUCUUCCCUUUUGCACAGCCUUGUGGCCACCAUUUUAAUAGUGUUUUUAUUUGUAAGCUGUUUCAAUAAGGUAGUAGUGUAAGCGAGUAAAUGUAUCUGUGUGAAAUCUGUGAAUGCAUGGAGAAUAAAAAAUAAGAAAAUACCAUGUUGUGGUCCCAAGAAGGCAAAAUGAUAUUUUUUCUACUGUUUUUAAAUUAUUUUCUCAACAUAGAUCCCUUAUGCCAAAUAACUUGACAAAAGUACUGUGAACUGUGAUUCUUCCAAUUGUAUUGAGAUUGUUAAAAGUCAUGGUGUGCUUUUGUCUGUCCUGAGAUGUGUGUGUACAUGCACCUCACUGGAAACCAUGAUAUUGACUAUCAAAAUCACUUAAAGCGAGACUACAUAACUUUUGCUAAACAGCAGCCACAAGUGAUAACUAUAGGACAAUCGUUCAACAUUGGUUUUGCCUUUAAGAACAUGGUGUUUUAAAAUAUCAUCAUAAUUAUCUGAAACAUGCUAAAAUUAAAAGUAGCAGGCACACAAGUAGCAAAGAGCUGUAAAGUCAGCAAAUGUACUCAGUGUUGUCUAACUUAAAAGAGUAGUUUGAAAUUUAACAUUAGCUGGCUUGUUUUCUUGAGGAAAGUUAGAUGAGAAGAUUGAUACCCCUCUCAUAUGUCCAUCAUUCCUUACAAAGUCUCUCAUCAGUCAACCUGGCGACUGAAAUGAAAAAGAAGCUGGUUGGAAGACAUCACUGGUCCGCCCAGAUCUCCAGAUAUACAGUACAAACCAAAGACUUUUUGAUGAGAAAAAACCCUCACUCAGCAUUAUUAAGUCACAAAUUAAACCUACUACCAGACCAUUAAAUAGUAAUUGAUGCCAUCCCUGUCUGAACUGCACUGCAGCUACAAUACACCCUUCACACACUGUCUCUGGUACCUGAAAUACAGCUUGUGUAAUAGAUAGUAAAAGUGAGCCAGGCGAAAGUCCCUCCGUGUAUCUGGAAUUUUUGGAGCAGCAAUGCAAAAAAAGCUACAGUAACCAACUUCAAACAAUCUGACUAUAAAUCAUUCAAAUAUUUCUGUUUGCCACUUGUGUGAAAUGAUUAAGCUUAAAAAGUGGGAGUGUGUGAGACAUUCACGACUCUGUGGGGUGUUAAAUAAGAAAAUGUAAUUUCCUGAAGCUCACUGUCCAAGAAACUGUUUGAUUACAGCGCUGUUAUUUAUGGUGCUCGAUUGCCUUCUGUAGAAAAAAAAUACUGACAAAUUGUUCACCAUUCCUGCUGAAUAAACCACUUGUCAACAUCA